Messenger RNA from Colletotrichum chrysophilum, 1332 nucleotides. RefSeq lists its product as uncharacterized. The coding region runs from base 1 to 1332 and encodes 443 amino acids. Lineage: Eukaryota; Fungi; Ascomycota; Sordariomycetes; Glomerellales; Glomerellaceae. Gene Ontology annotation, molecular function: transporter activity. Gene Ontology annotation, biological process: transport. The record is from RefSeq and is a predicted model, not a curated record. The transcript has 6 exons.
AUGGCGAAGUGCACAGAACAUCCGCUUAACGUGCCCAUUGUCGAGCAGAAGCUCACGAGCGGCAUCCGCGUCCACGGUCUCCUCCUCUCCCUCUCAACCUCCGCAACUAUCGUAGCAUGCUGCCUCACAGCCUGGCAGGUCUUCCAACACGCCAGACACUACACGAAACCAAGCGAACAGAAGCAAAUCAUCCGCAUCCUCUUGAUGGUCCCAAUCUACGCCAUCGCCUGCACCCUCAGCAUCGAGUUCUACAAGCAGCACGUCUACCUCGCCAGCAUCUACGAGUUCUACGAGUCCCUCGUCAUCGCGGCCUUCUUCCUGCUGCUGUGCCAGCUCUUGCACCCGGAUCCCACCACGCUCCGAAGGGCGUUCUCCCUGGUCGAGCCGAAGCCGUGGAUCCAUCCGAUACGGUUCCUGGUGGUACACAUCGGGCGCCGAAAAGAUCGGAGCGUGGACGGGUUGAAGUGGUUCAACACUAUCUGGUUCUGCGUCUUCCAAUUCUGUAUAGUCAAGUUCCUCGGCGCUCUUGUCAAGUGCAUCACUGAAGCUGCUGAUAUGUACUGCGAGGAGUCGAGCAGUGCCAGUCAUGCGAAGAUUUGGGUUAUGGUCAUUGAAAUUUUGUCACUGGUGACUGCCAUGAUGUGUCUCCUUCAAUUCUACCAGCAGACCAAAAAGGAGCUUGAGACCCACCAACCUCUGUUGAAAUUCCUCGCCAUCAAGUUGGUGGUGUUUCUCUUUUACGUCCAGACCUUCAUCUUCAGCUUCCUAAUGAAGGAAGACGGCCCAAUCAAACCCACAGCGACGAUAUCCUACCCGUCCUGGGCCGUCGGGAUCCCCAACACAAUCCUCUGCUUCGAAAUGGCAGCCGUCUCCAUCCUGCACAUCUUCGCAUACCCCCACGAACCAUACCGCGCCCGAACCGAUACGAAAGACGACUCCCACAGCGAGGGCAGCGCGGUACGCGAAAACGACCAACACCCCCUCCACCAAGUUUUAGUGACGCGCAGCCACGACGGCUGGGCCCGCCAGCACGAUGAGCCCGUAUGGGACGGGACGCAGAGUACACCAGACACACGCGCCCCCGCUGCCGGAUUCAAGUGGGAGGCGCUGGUGGACGCGCUCAACUUUGUUGACGUUGUGUUUGCCGUGGUAACUGCGUCGCGGUGGCUGGUGGCGGAGCGACGGAAGGAUGCGGCGCGGGCUGCGGCGGCGGUGGAGGACGAAUGUGACUACCCGUACGGUGCUGGGGAUGUAAGGAGAAGAAAGACGGAAGAUCUCUCGCAGGCGUUGGAUAGAGCUCAGGCGCAAACGUCCUCCACGCGGUUGGGAUGA